Messenger RNA from Arachis ipaensis, 1311 nucleotides. RefSeq lists its product as uncharacterized. The record is from RefSeq and is a predicted model, not a curated record. NCBI's taxonomy places the organism in Eukaryota, Viridiplantae, Streptophyta, Magnoliopsida, Fabales, Fabaceae.
AUGACCAACUUCGUUGUUGUUGACAACCAAAAGGGUAACAUAUCAAGAGGGAAGUAUUUAUUAUUCUUCAGUCAUAGGACAAUCGUCAGUCAUGUCGAGAAUCCCAGUUUUCUGCUAAAUGCUUUCCGAUUCAAAACCAUCCGUGAGUUACUAUAUGCUGAGAGGAUCGAUGACUCUGCAUUGUUUGACAUGAUUGGUGAAGUAGUUGGUAAAGAAGAUCCAAAAGAGUUUAUCACCAGCAAAGGAAAGGAGACUAAACGACUGGCUAUUAUCUUGAAGGGCCUCAAAAACAAUAGGAUUGGGUGCACUAUAUUUGGUGAAAUGGUUGACCAGCUACUUCAACACAUGCAAGAUGGAAGGGUUGAGCCACUAAUAGUUGUGGUCCAGUAUUUUAAGGCAACGAGAUGGAAUGGCAAGACAUCUAUCCAAAGCCAUUUUGACAUGUCACAGCUGCACAUAGACCCGACCUUAAAGAUGUUGCUGAAUUUAGGAGUAGUUGAUGAUCCUUUUGAACUAAUGUGUAGGCUGCUUGGCGGUGAACCAUCAUCCUCUGUGAGGAUUAGUCAAGAAGGUCCAGCUUGGAUUGCUGCAACCAUUGUUGCGAUUAAUGUUACAAAGGAUGAUUGGUUCUAUAAAUCAUGUAGAAAAUGUCCAAAGAAAGUAGAAAUUCCUAUUGAAAACAGAUAUGAAUGUGGGAAGUGUGGCCAUACACAUGGAUCUACAGCCCUAAGGUUCAAAGUCGAGGUGAUGGUUUUUGACAGAACCAGUAGCAUCUGCUUGCUACUGUGGGACAAGGAAACAAGUAUGCUUUGUGGGAAGAGAGCUGAACAGAUUAUGGAAGACCAUGUUAUAAUGGGAGAUGAAUAUCCCAAAACACUUGAUAACAUGAUGGACAAAAGAGUCCUUUUCAAGAUAAAUAUCAAAGAAGCCAACAUUAAUCAGUUUGAUCAUGUGUACAUAGUUAUGAAAAUUUGUGAUGAUGAGGAUAUCAUUGACAAAAAUCUUCCCAAAGAGUUGUUUACUAAUCUUCCGAGUAAUGUCAGUGAAAAUGGCUGCAACAACUAUUUGGAAAUUUCAGGAAAUGUGGCUAAUCUUAAAACUGAUUGUGAUAUUGAGUCUUCUAUGGAUGUCGUGGAGGAGUGCAUCUCAUCCCUCAAGUACCAAACACCAUCUAAAAGAAUUACCAAUGUAUUGAAGAAUUCUUCCCCAAGUCUGGAUGAACAUGAGGAAGAAGGCCAGCUGUCAACCAACAGGUUUAGCAGGCAGAUGGGAAAUAGACAGAAAUGUGUUAACCUUGAUGCAGAUAUAUGA